Periophthalmus magnuspinnatus is the source of this 6062-nucleotide messenger RNA. RefSeq names its product trichohyalin-like. The transcript has 17 exons. The record is from RefSeq and is a predicted model, not a curated record. The coding region runs from base 227 to 5194 and encodes 1655 amino acids. NCBI's taxonomy places the organism in Eukaryota, Metazoa, Chordata, Actinopteri, Gobiiformes, Gobiidae.
GGAUAAAAUGACUGAGCUAGACUUGAUGCAUUCUGGGAGUUCUUCAGUUUCAUUGAUGGAGGAGAGGAUACGAGCUAACUCAGACUUGCAGACUCUUGAGUCCAGACCUGAGAGCCGACUUCACUUGGACCUUUCUCUGACAAACAGGAUCAGACAGUUGUAGCGGUCAGAGAGGAGACUCCUGCAUCGGCUCUACUAGCUAGCAGCUACAUCUCAGCUACCCAGGAUGCAACACUCCCAGAGACUGGAUCAAAAGCUAUACACGCUUAGGGAGGAAGUCAGGACCAUGAGUCGGGAAAAGGAGCAGGUGGAGAAGGUUUGGAGGGAGCGGCUGCAGCGUUGUCAAAGGCAGUUACAGACAAAAGAGGAUGAGAUGAUUCGUCAAUCCCAAUACUUUGAGAGCUUCAAGGGCCAACUUCAGUACAAGCUCAAACAGGGUCGGGACCGAGAGGAAGCGCUACAAAACCGAAUUUACACUUUAGAGAAGCAACUACUGGACAUGACAGUUACCGCGGCUACUGGUCUCGCCACAACGGAACCGAUCCGAAUCACUGCUGGUUCUGUAGCGCACUGGGAAGAACAAGACAUACUGCCUUCACUGAGAGGAGAGGGAGAAGGAGAAGAGGAGAAGAAGGAAGACCGCAAGAAGCAAUGGCCAAAAGGUUUAGGAGACGAAAGAGGCAAGGAUAAGGACUCAGACCAGACCAGGCUCCAGGGGUUUAUACUGAGCCUACAGGAGGACCUCAGGGUGCUGCUGGAGAGAGAGGAGAAGGCUAUGACCGAACACAGAGAGCUGAUGGAGCAGCUACACGAGGCCCAGGAGAGCAGUCAUUUUUUAGGCUGUAAAGUGGAGGAGCUGAAGGCAGAAAUCGACCAUCUGAAUCUGUCUAAAGUGUCACUGGAGGAGGAGGUGGAGGAGCUGAGAGAGGAGAACCAAAGACUACAACAGGGCCUUACAGAUGCUGACCACCUGCCAAAUAACAGUGAAGUGUGCGUUCAAAAGGCUCAUAUCAGUGAUGAAGGACAGCUUUCUGUAGUUCUGCCAGAUCGCCACCAGGUUACAGCAGAGAGCUCUGAAAAUGCCCCAGCGGAUUCGUCCUCAGCAGAACCCUCAUUGAUAACCACAAAUCACCCAGAAACUCUAUUUGGCAACUUUGGAUCGAAGUCAAACCCCAGCUUUCAAUCUCUCACGCUCACCACAGAGACAAUAGAUGAGUUGAGAAUGGGGGCAUGGUGCUAUAACGGCGUGUUGAACUUGGAGGAGAGCCCCGGGGAGGACUCUGACGCCUUGAGGGAAGCAUAUCGCAGCUUGGUUUUAGGAGGAGAUCUUGAUUUCAUAAAGGAACAACGUGACCGCUUUGAGGAGGCCCUGCAGCAAACACACGAGCAGCUAAAGAUAACCCUGUUAGAAAAUGCAAGUUUAAAAUCACAAAUCAAACUGCAAGAAGAAACCGGGUUAAGGGAGGAGUCUUCAAAAGAUGCAUUUUGUGAAAAUUCAGUGUUGGACGACAGCGCUAGGUUCAGCAUUGGGUCGGAUGAUCUUGUCCAGGCAUUAAAUGAAGAAAACAGAGCGUUAGCAGAGAGAAUAAAAGAGCUAAGAGACCAUAUUGAACUCAGAGAUGGGGAAAUUAUGAAGGAGAGAAGUGAAGUAAAGGAGCAGAUCUGUCGGUUAGAAAUAGACGGGGCCAGGCAACAACAGGAAAUAAAUGAACAGGCUUUUUUGGUGGCACAGCUGACUAAAAAGACAGAGGAUGAUCUGAAUACUAUUAUGGAGUUGCAGCAAAAGUUGGUGGAAUAUGAAGAGCUGAAAGAAGAGAUUAGGCGUAAGAAACUAUUUGGAUUUCAGUCUAAACACACACAAACAGUUUUCAGGAAAGAUAAUAUUGACGAGUGUGUAGAUAUAGUGGUGAAUUGUGUAAUUGAAAGUGAUAAAGAACCACAGUUUAUGUCCAAGCAAGGAGAUGCAAGUGAAGCGUCUCAAACAGUAGCCAAAUCUGCUGACAGUCCUGAAGUGAAUUUGAUGAAUGAAGAAGUGGACCGGUUAACCAAGUUGGUGCACAGCCUUAAAACAGAACAAGAGGACCUCAUGGGAAGAAUUAAAACCCAAAGAUUACAACAAAAAGAAGUGGCUCAGUCAGUUCAAGUGCAAACAGAAGAGAAGCAGCGUUUGACUCGUGAGGUAUGGGGACUUAAAGAGGAGAAAGAUAAUGUUUUUAAAUCUCUGACUGGGCUAAAACAGGAGCGUGAGGUGCUAACUAGGACAGUGUGUGGGUUCAAGGAGGAAAAAGACCAAUUUCAAAGAUCCAUGGCUGGUCUUCAACAAGAAAGAGAGCAGCUUUUUCAAGAUUUACCUAAUCUUAAAAGGAAAAAAGAUGCCAUUUUGGAGUCUAUCUCAAGUGGGAUCAAAGAAAGGGACCAGAUCAUGCAAACAAUACAAAAUUUAGAAAAAGAAAGUCAACAGUUGAACCAAGCAUUGUUCAAAUUAAAACAGGAAAAAGAUGAACUCUCAAGUCACCUUAAAAGUUUAAAAGAAACAAAAGAUAAGGAGCACCUGUUUCAUAACUUAGAAGAGGAAUGUGCCAAGCUACAAAAAUCUGUUUCAGGUUUGACAGAGGAGGAGAGGAGAAUGACCUUUUCAGUGUCACGUUUAAAACAAGAGGAAAAUCAAAUGGGAAUUUUAAUACAACAACUACGAGAGGAGCAUAGCAGACUACAAGCUACACCGCAAGGGCAAACUAAAGCUAGUGAAAUGGACCCAACAUAUCCAGCCAAUGAGUAUGUAGAGCAAUAUGGAAAUCAGAAUAACCUGGAGGGUCAAAAUGAUGUUGCGAUGCAGAUACAAACAUUGUCAACAGAACUCCACAAGACUUGUAAUGAAUUGGAGGAGACAAAAGCAGAGAGACAAAGAUUGCAGAGUGAACUGUUUCAAUCUGAAAUCAAAAGGGACGAGGCUGAGAGGAGAGCAUCACAAUUGGCUGACAGACUUUUCAAAAUCACUGAUGAAUCUAAUCAGCUACAGGAAACAAGGAAGGAGAGUGACAGUCUUAAGGCACAGGUGAAGGAGCUACAAAACAAGGUGACAAAUCUGACCAGAGAGAAGAAUGAAGCAGUGGCUCUAAAGGCCCGAAUAGAUGAGCAAUACAAUAUACUGUCUGCACAACUCAGAGCCAAAACUGUGGCUCUACAGGAGCUGAACUCAGAAUACAUCAGUCUGAAACAAGGUCAGGGCAUCAGGGAGGACCUUAGCACCACUCUAGUCUCCAUGCAGAGCCGCUACAAUGACAUCAGAGCCAAGUAUGACGCUUUACUUCAUAAGAAAAGUCAAGCUGAUAUGGACAUUGCGCCUCUGAAGGCCAAGCUGUCAUGUAUGGUGGUGAAGUGUCAGGAGAGGAACAACAUUUUGGUUCAGAUGACGAAGAUCCUACAGAAACACGGCUGCAUCGACUACAUCCUGAAACAACAAGUGGAACAGCUGCUCACAGACCCCGCCCUGCAAAGCUACGCCACUUCAUUCACCGCCGGAUUUACCCCUGAAAUAAUGGUUACAUUUGAAGACUCGAAAAGAUUCACUCAAGAUCAACCCUGUUCAGCUUCACCGCCAAAACAACAACAAAUGCAUGAAUUUGCUUCGCAAAGUCAUAUCUAUGGGGGUGGUAGAAGUCCUUCUGUUGUAACACCUACUUCGAGUACUUUUGCAAAUUCACCCAGAGACUGCACGAGUAAGAUGAGCCAUGAGUCAAGUCCAACAGUAAAGGCUUUCUCCAUCCAGUCCAUUUCCCCACUGCCAGAACACAGACAUGUCAUGGGGUCUACGUCACCCGCUGUCUCACACAAAGUUAACUCCCAGCUUUUAUCACCUACAAACCGUACAAGGAAACAAAAUCAUUACACUAGUCCAACACAAGAAAAGAAGGCUGUCUCCCCAAACUUCAUCUCACCAAUGCAAGAACAUAGAGAAAUCCUGGGAUCCACAUCACCUGCUGCCUCAAGGAAAAGCAACACAAACUCAACAAAGCAUCAUCUUUCUCCAAGCUCUCCCAGAGGCUCUGCACUAAAAACAAAUGAAUAUCAACAACUGAAUGUGAAAGCCAAGUCCUCCCCAGACCUGACCCGGCUAACAGAGGCCAGCGGGUUCGGUUCCAGCUCUGGUUCUUCCUCUUCACUCACCUGCUUUGGUCCAAGUACGAGACUGAGUAGUCCAUCAAAAAUCAUGAGCCUUCAGGAACAACUGCAGAAGACCUUACUCAGCAGUUUUCAGGCUCCAGCAGGCAGAGUGAAAGGACAGCAGCCCAGAAAAUACCUGUCAUUCUCAGCACAAUCUCUGGCCUUCCCUACAGCCUCACAGAUGAAGAAACAAACAACAGCCAAUAUCACAGCUUCCUCAAGCCAAUCUACUUCAGGGGAAAACACCAAACCUGUACCCUCCAAUAAGCUUUUUAAUGCAGUUGUGUCUCGAUCUGCAACGAUUGCGUUCAAUCCAGCUGCCCAGACAUUUAAACCCUCUAAAUACAAUGUGUCUCGGGCUUCAUCAAACGUCUCUAGUUUCUCCAGUACAAGUGCAUUACAGAGCAAAGUGAUGUUAACAGCCACUUCUGGUGCUAUUAAACAUGCCGUUGAUAUGCCAGGCAAAGACCUUAAGGCUUCUUCAAUGGAAAACAAGACCGCAUUUUUACGCGUGAGCCGGACAACUACAGACUGCAACGUGUCCCAUUACCCAGACACUACUGCAAGCACUGCCUCUGAUACAAUGGGCCCAAGCAGAAGUAAUAGUUUCAAUAGGACUUCGCAAAUAGAUGGCUGUGGCAGCCUUAUAUCUCCUGAGCCCACCUCCGUGUCUGCCAAAAAGUCACCAAACUACGCAGAGAAAGCCAGAACUCCAACCAGAAUGAAACAAGAGGCUCCCGCUGAGGUGCGAUCCAUCGAGGUCAUUAAAACAGUGGGUGUGAGUGGCCUUAUGAUUGGCUGGGAGAGACCUCCACUGGACGAACUGGGCUGCAGCAAUGGCACGUUUGUGUAUGGAUACAGGGUGUUUGUUGAUGGAGUGUUCCACAAAUCUGUCAUGAGUUCAGCAUGCACUAAGUGUAUACUUGAGAAUGUAAACCUGAGUGUUCCCAUUAAAAUCAGCGUGCAGACGUUGGGAUCUAACGCUCUCAGCUCUAACUGUGUCCAUACAAUGUACGUCCAAACCACCUGACCAAUGAAACUUUAAGCCUUUAGUGCCAUAUAUAGCUGCAGCUCUCCAGGGGAUUUUUUUCUAACCUCAAUCAAGAACAACAGAGACACCUCCAUUCAGCUGGGACUUACCUAGUACUGCGAGUACGAAGGACAACCAAGAACCUAAAGUGAACUUCCGGGUCCACUUUUGGCCAAUGAUCAUGGGCGGACAGCAGAGUUUUAAGAUGGCAAUCAAAAUAUCUCGCAAGGUCCCUGCACCAAGAAAUGGUUUUAUACAAGAAAUGGCAUUCGUCUUUUUGGAUCAUACCUCUUUGCUGGAUACAGACAAAUUACUAUACCAUAAUGAGGCCAAGAACAUUUUUUGAAGAUGUCUUUGCGUAUUAAAAUCUCAAACUAUCAGAGCGAUGUCUACUGCUGCAAGUUUACACUGUGUUCAAGAGACUGGUUUUGGUAUUUUCAAACUGUGGAAAAAUAAUAGGACUUGGCUGCAUAAUGUGAAGAAGAACAAAGGUGUACCAUCAUACUUGAUUUACACAUUUCAAGCCAAAUAUGUGAUAAAUACUCCAAAGACAGUUUCAUUUUACUCCUGGAUCUCAAAACAGUAAUUUGUAUUUUGAAUUUGCACAUUAUCAUAUUUAAGUAGAGAACAUUGCUAUUUUCUGUAAAGUGUAGAUUAAAAAAAAAUCUAUCUGCCAAUGGUGUAGUUUAAUGUACCUCUUAAAUUAUGUCUUUUGUAUAAAGUUUGUAUUGCUGUAGAUAUUAUGCACACUCAUAUAUUGUUUUAUAGAACAAGUAUAACUCAUUAUGCUAAUUAUGUAUGUUUGGGUUCAGAGCAAAAAUGUUGCAGCAAACUUAUUUUUCUAUCAACAGCUAUUUCACAUCAAGUC